AUGCCUCAUUGCAUGGUUCCUGAGUGUACUAACAACUCACGGAAAACUGUGGGAAUCAGCUACCACAGAAUUCCAAAAGAAAAAGGUUUGCGAGAAGCGUGGUUGGCGAGAAUUCGCAGAGUAAACCCACGCGAUAUAAAUAAUUCAUGUGUUUGUUCGGCGCAUUUUACACCAGACUGCUUCGAAAGAACGCUCGAUCUUGUGCCUGGCUACCAAAAAAAGCCAAAGCUAAAAUCAGACGCAGUGCCAUCUAUAUUUCCGCGCAGUAAGCCAGAAAAAGCUAGAAGCACAGGGCGAAGAAGAAAUCAAAUCCGCUCUGAACAAGCCAGACAAGAGGUAUUAAGCCAUGAACGCUUGCAUGUAUAUGUAGUAUAAAAAACUUGUACAUUAUGUAAUUAUUUUGUAGCUUUCAUAUUGUGGCAGAAUUAACUUUCUGAACAUUUGUACGUUAUUAGACACAAAUAAAGCAUAAACACUUCAAUAACAUAUAUGUUGUGUAUAUUUUUUAAUACUAGCUGCAUAUAUUUAUAAUAUUAAAUUGUGUAUUUAUACGAGUUCAUAUUCUAAAAAAAUGUACAACCAUCAUCUUAACUCCUUCCGACAUCAUAUUGGGACAGUAAUAUGGAAGACAGACGCUGCAUGCUGUAUUUUAGUAGCCAUGCACAUGCACAACAAAUCCAACAUAGGGCCAGAACUAAUAUGGGGAACAUUUGUAUUAAUGUAUAAACCCUCAAAAUUAAAUUCAUACACUGCACUGCAUUGUAUUUAGACACAUUCAGUUAUUUUUAAGAUACUUGAAGACUGUAUUAGUAUGCAAAUUGAGAGCUCAUCGACAUCCUCCCAAGCUAUUGAAUGUACUGAAUCUGAAAGUCAAUCAUGCACAAUUAGUUCUGUAUCUGAAACCCAAUGUCCCAUUGAUGGCAUGACAGCAAGUAGAGAAAUUGGCAUACAAUGUGAACUGUUGGUUGACCACAUUAUUAAGCCCAUGACAUCAUGCAUUGCAACCCAAACUGAAUCCACGCUCCUUGAAUUACACACCCCUGCUCUUGCAACUGUUAGUGGAAAUGAUAUUGCACAAUCUGAUCAAGAAGUUAUGUAUAUUGAUGCACCUUCCUUAAAGGAAAGCACCAGCCUACCCGAGUGUCAUUCUCCAAGCACUUUUGCAGAAACUACUGACCUACUUGAAAAGGUAUCACCUCAGAAAAGCAUCUGUUCAGAGUAUACAUGCACACUGACUGAUACAGAUACAGAUCAUGAUGAAUAUUACAUGCCUUCUGCUGAAAGUCAAACCGAAACAGAGAAUGAAAGUGAUGUAGAAAUAGAAAAAAGUCCUGUAGAGCAGAAAAAAUUUGUGGUGUUUGAAAAAAAUCUAGAUGAGCUAUUUGUUACUUGUUCCACCUGUGCUAAGCCAAUAGUUGAGCAGUCUAAAAAAUGUAUUGGUAGCAUGGUGGUUGUUGAAACAGUAUGUGUUGAUGGACAUCAGAAUAAAUGGCGGUCACAGCCUAUGAUUGGUGAGAAGAUAGCAGGCAACUUGUUGCUUGCUGGAUCAAUACUGUUCAGUGGGAAUACGUUUCAAAAUGUAAACUCUUUGGCCCAGUGCUUGAACUUGGCUUUUAUUGGUAGAAGUACAUUUUAUGAUAUGCAGAAGGAGGUUCUUUUUCCUGUAGUUGAUAAGGCUUGGAAAGACCACCAAGUUGACCUGCUGAAUGAAACAAAAGAAUCAUCUAAGUUAGAUAUUUGUGGGGAUGGUCGGUGUGAUAGCCCAGGGCAUUGUGCAAAGUAUGGCACAUACACUGUUAUGGAGGAAAAUAGCAGUAAAAUUCUAGAUUUUGAAGUCGUUCAGGUCACAGAGGUCUCAUCAUCAAAUGCUAUGGAGGCUGAAGGAUGCAAUCGGGUCCUCAAAAAUUUAAAAACAAAGGGGGUAAAAGUGAGAUGUUUGACUACGGACAGGCAUACAACAGUCACUGCAGAAAUGAGAAAAAAACAUUCUGAAAUUACACACCAGUAUGAUGUCUGGCAUCUUUCAAAAUGGGUGGUCAAGAAAUUGACAAAGAAAAGCAAAAAGAAAGAGUGUAAAGAUUUAACAGAUUGGAUUCAGUCUGUUUCUGCUCAUUUCUGGUGGAGUGUUGCAACAUGUGAUGGAAACUAUGAAUUACUCAUUGAGAAAUGGACAUCUGUUGUCAAUCAUAUUAGCAACAAGCACUCAUGGAGACAUGCUAAGCAUUUCAAGAAAUGUGCUCACCAUAAAUUGACCCGACGGGAGAAGAAAGAAAAGCCUUGGCUAAAACCUGGUGCUGCUGCUCUUGUUGCCCUUGAGGACAUAGUUUUUAACAAAAAGCUACUCAAGGAUUUAAAGCUGGUAACAGAGUUUCAUCAUACUGGAAAUCUGGAAGUUUAUCAUUCCAUGAUGCUAAAGUACUGUCCCAAGAGGCAGCACUUUAACCAUGAAGGAAUGGUUGCUAGAACACAGCUUGCUGCCCUGGACAAUAAUCACAAUUGCUCUAGGAAGCAAGCUGUGGUCAAGAAGGGAUCCAAUGUGGGCAGUCUACGAUACAAUCUUGUUUUCCCAAAGAUGCGCAAAACAUGGGUAGUAAAGCCAAUUAAGGAGGCCAAGCAGUUUGAUUACAUUACUACACUGAUGGAAAAUAUCCUCAGGUAUAAAAAAUCAAAGAAACCGAAGAAAUCCAAGAAAGCCAAAAAGUCUGCCAAACAUGCAAAAAAUAUUGCCACAAAAGAGAAACCAGACAAGGAAACAGCAAUCAAGGCUCACAUUAGCAGAUUCUAG
Paramuricea clavata is the source of this 2785-nucleotide messenger RNA. NCBI's taxonomy places the organism in Eukaryota, Metazoa, Cnidaria, Anthozoa, Malacalcyonacea, Plexauridae. The record is from the annotation of a GenBank genome assembly.